Pyrgilauda ruficollis (rufous-necked snowfinch) is the source of this 5716-nucleotide messenger RNA. It is a transcript of the gene CNKSR3, whose product is annotated as CNKSR family member 3. Gene Ontology annotation, biological process: regulation of signal transduction. The transcript has 13 exons. The record is from RefSeq and is a predicted model, not a curated record. Gene Ontology annotation, molecular function: protein binding. NCBI's taxonomy places the organism in Eukaryota, Metazoa, Chordata, Aves, Passeriformes, Passeridae. The coding region runs from base 112 to 1779 and encodes 555 amino acids. Gene Ontology annotation, cellular component: cytoplasm; membrane.
AGGGGGCGGCCCGGAGCGGCGCUGCCGGGAUGGGAGCGUGAGAGGGGCGAGUCCGCGGCCGGAGCAGCUGCGGUCUGAGCGGGGGCUGGUGCCGGCGGGCUCGGACCCGCCAUGGAGCCGGUGACCAAGUGGAGCCCGAAGCAAGUAGUGGACUGGACUAAGGGCCUGGAUGAUUGCCUGCAGCAGUAUGUCCAUAAAUUUGAACGAGAGAAGAUAAAUGGUGAACAGCUGUUACAGAUUUCUCACCAGGACCUUGAAGACUUGGGUAUCUCACGGAUUGGACACCAGGAACUGGUUCUAGAGGCUGUGGAUCUCCUGUGUGCACUGAACUAUGGCCUUGAAACAGACAAUAUGAAGAACCUGGUUCUCAAGCUGCGAGGGUCAUCCAACAAUCUGCAAAACUACAUCAGCAGCCGUAGAAAAAGUUCAAAUUAUGAUGGAAAUACCUCUCGCAAACCCCCCAAUGAAUUCCUUACUUCUGUCGUGGAGCUUAUUGGUGCUGCUAAAGCCUUGCUUGCGUGGUUGGACCGGACCCCAUUUACAGGUAUUGCUGACUUUUCAUCAAUGAAGAACAGAAUCAUUCAGCUCUGCUUGGACCUCACUACUACUGUUCAAAAGGAUUGCACUGUGGCUGACAUGGAAGAUAAAGUCCAGACUGUGGCCAAGACUUUAAAUGGCAUUUGUGAUAAAGCCAUCCGAUCAACUACAGACCCACUGAUGAGCCAGUGUGCCUGUCUGGAGGAGGUCCAUUUAACCAACAUUAAACCUGGGGAAGGCCUGGGAAUGUACAUCAAAUCAACUUAUGAUGGAUUGCAUGUAAUUACUGGAACUACAGAAAAUUCCCCUGCUGAUCGCUCCCAGAAGAUUCACGCUGGUGAUGAAGUGAUCCAGGUUAAUCGGCAAACUGUGGUUGGAUGGCAACUAAAAAAUCUGGUGGCAAAGUUGCGAGAGAAUCCUGCUGGAGUUAGGCUGCUGCUUAAGAAGCGUCCUACUGGCUCUUUCCAUUUCACUCCUGCUCCACUGAAGAACCUGCGCUGGAAACCACCCUUGGUGCAGACCAAUCCCUCACCAGCUUCAACUCAGUCACCAGAAAGCACCGUGGAUACCUCACUGAAGAAGGAGAAGCCAGCCAUUUUGGACCUGUACAUCCCCCCUCCACCAGCUGUUCCAUAUUCUCCUCGAGAUGAAAAGGGGAGCUUUGUGUAUGGAGGAGGCAGCAAACGCAGUCAGCCACUACUGGGGUCCAAGGGCGCCGAGUCUCCCAACUCUUUUUUGGAUCAGGAGAGCCGAAGGCGGAGGUUCACUAUUGCUGAUUCAGAUCAGCUGCCUGGGUAUCCCAUGGAAGUAAACGUCCUACCACCCAAGAUGAGAGAAAAAACACAGUCCUACGGAAAACCUCGUCCUUUGUCAAUGCCUGCUGAUGGAAGCUGGAUAGGAGCUGCAGAACCCUUCUCUAGGCCACGAGGAUCAGGGAGAAAAGGUGAAGAUGUCCUCUGCAGGUACUUCAGCAAUGAAAGGAUACCCCCAAUCAUUGAGGAAAGCCCCUCCACGCAGCACCCGCUCUGCAGGCCAGUGUCUGACAAGCAGUUAGUGAGGGGAACGGAUUAUAUUCGAGGAAGCAGGUGUUUUAUGAAUACAGACCUCCACAACAGUGCAACAAUUCCUUUUCAAGAGGAAGGUGCUAAAAAAACGUCGGUUACAUCAUCCACAAAAUCCUCCUCAGCAGAGCCCUCGCUGCUGGUCAAUUGGUUCACGAGACUGAAAUUGUUGACUCACUGACUUGUCCCCAGCGCUGUUACCAAGUGCCUUUGCUCUUCGGUCAGACUUCUCUACUUUGCAGCUUAACUGACACACAGAGACUAAUGCAGUAUUCUUUUCCUGGAGAAUCUCAAACUUUAGCCUUUUUGUUUGUCAUUUUUGAUGGAUCAGAGUGUUUCAUAGUGCAAGGAGGGAAGAAAGAUCAAGUUCCUCUUCCUGGCCAAAAACUGAAGGCGAUUAUUCCCAUGGAAAUGAGUAAAAUUUCAGUGAGGUAGAGGCCACACGUGACCUGGAAAAUGCCUAGUGACUCAGAGGAAAACAUUGCAUUACUGUGAAGUCCAGUGGCACUUUAGUUGUCUGAAUACUCAGAGGCUGGUGCAACUGGCAGGGUGUCAAGAGUAUGAAGAGCUCACAGAAGUUGUCACUCUCCUGACUGGGAAAAUAAGCAGGGAAACAGCAGUUUCAUGCAACUUGGUGAUGCUGUUUCGAGUACUGCAUGAGAUCAACCUUGGGAGGAAGAAGUAGUGGUGUUACCAUUCUUUCUCUGAUAUCCAGAGUUCCUAUGAAGUCUUAGGAAGAGAGUUCUCUUAUUCAGAGAUUUUAGGAAGUUGGACUAAUUUAAUUAUAAAUCAAUCCAAGCUUAUAUAUAUAAUCUAUUUUAUUUGAAAUCACAGUACAAAUAAGGAGCACUGAACAACUGCAGUGCUCAUCUGUAAGGGUAUAUGGAUUGCUACAACAAGGCAAGGAAAUGCAUCUGUAGAGGUGGUGAAAGAAUAUAUAUUUUUUCCUUAAUUGUUCAAGAAUGACUUGCUGUUAACCAAAGUAACCUUUAAAGACAGUCCUGUUGGACUUAUGAGAACUUUUACAGUGGUUCAGUUUUUGAAUGAUGUGUUAUUUUUAUGAAAAAUAUGUGCUAUCACACACUACAAUUGUAAGACAUCUUGCUAUUUUCUAUAUAGCUCUAAUUUUUACCCCUCCAGAAGUUUAAAGUAGCGUUGGGUAUUUUGGGAGGAAAAUAAAACUUGUUUAACAAAAGAGGAGGAUAUUAAAGAGGUAUUGUUUAAGAAGGAAUGUACAUAAGAUUGUUAGUAUGCAAACAGUUGUGUUUAAAGUUAUUUAAAUGUUAAAUAUAGUUGUAUAUAUUUUUACAUUUAAACAGAUAGAGUUUGUACCUUCCUGUAUUGAAGUAUUGGGCACAGCUUAGUCAAAUGAAAAGAAAAUAAGAUUUUGUAUUACCUUCUAAUUAUAAGACUAACUAUUUUUGUAGAUGAGACAUUGCCAACAGCCCCUUCUCCUUUGGUCUUGCUGAAAAGAAGGAUUUGUAUUUAAUGAGUGGUGGUGAAAGAGGGAAGUUAAAUGCUAGUUUGCACUUAGGACUGGGGCAGGAAUCACAUGUGAUAACAGGAUGUUAAAAACACACUGUAAUUCUGUCUGUGAAGAUGUCACCAUGCUGCUGCAACGAGCUGAUGAAGUUGUGCUACAGUCCCGCAGAGAGACAGGGUGUUUCAUUCACUUCUCAGUUAAUUAUGUUUGAUUGUGACUCAUUGAUGACUGGGGAGGCUGGUUUUGGACCUUUCUGAUCAAAGCAGAUAUGUCUGUCUUCUACCACUCUCCUCCACUCCCCGAGAUGGCAGUCUGUACUAGAUGUGAGCUGCUCCUGUGCAGCUGAACCCUGCCACAGUUUGGUCCUGCCUCCAAGAAAAGGGCUGAGACUGCCAUGUUGUAGGCUCUGUGCUGUAGUAUAGUCCAGCCUCAAGAAGGCUGAACUGUUCUAAAGCUGUUGUCCAAACAAGACUUUUAAAAUGGAAAUUCUGCUUUUUUUCAGUGUUGUGUUUUCUUUACUUCAAAAAUGAAAGGGCACCAUCAUGCUUAACCUCUUAUUAUGUAUAGUGAAUAUAGAGGGUGCUCUGCAGUUUAGGGGUAAAAAAGAGUCCCACAGAUCUAGGCAUAAAUCACAGCUGGUAUCCUUCUGGCUUAACCUGCAAAAAAUUCCACUAUUAUGCAAAAACUUGGCUCAUCUCUUGAUGUUGAAGGUACGUGUAUCUAUCUGUUCAAAAACUGUAUCUAGGCUGACUUCCCUAAUGAGUACCAUGUACGUUUCCAGAUAUCCUGCCAUGGUACAGUACUCCACAACACUCUGAAUACACUGUCAUGGUGGGAAAACAAUGCAGUUAAUUGGAAAAGAUCAUAAACCCCACAAAAAUGGAAAAUAAUAUUUAGUACUGUUGCAUAUGUGUAUAGUAGGGAUCAUGCACUUUUGAAAUAUUGAGCGGGCUUCUGUUGAAGUCUGUAGAAUACGUGAAAGCCAAUAUCUUUGGUUUCUCUUACAUAACCAUUGCAAAAAAAAAAGUCCUAUUUUGGAUGGUAAUGUGUGAGAGGAAAUAAGAGACAAAAAUGAACACUAACAGCUUGUAGAGACAGAGUGCAGGGCAAUUCUCCAAGCCAUGUGUUUCCUGUAGUAUAAUGGACAAUUAUAUUAAUCAGUGUUUGAAUUCUGGAUGACCAACAGAGGUGAACACAGUACUGAGAGUAUUAUACUAAUUUUGUGCUAAUCAAUGAGCCAAUAACUUUUCCUUCCUCAUAAGCAGGGCUUGUUUUACAAGCAACAUGCACCAUAGUCUUGGUGCUUGUUGAACAGAAAGGAGAGUGAGUAAAAAUUCAAAACUUAACCAAACCAGGAAACAGAUGGUAAAGACUAGUUUCAGAGUUGGAAGGAUAAAGAAUUUUCUUUUUGCGUAAAUGUUUCUUUAGUCCAAAUCUUGUAUCCUGUUUUAUUACACUGCCACCAGGCAGUCUUUACAAACUGCUCUGUAUCUGCAAUCACAUCCUGAACAGACCAAGUUAAACCCCUCAUCAGGCUUUAACUUAGAUCUUGAUGAAUUCAGCUCAAACCCUUUUUUUGCAGGUUUUACUUCCCUAGGAGCUUUCCUGCAUUCAUCAUUCAAUUUUUGGAAUAAGUUACACAUGAUCCGAGCAGAAAGGCUUUCGUGCUCGUGCAUUCCCAGAAAUGCCUUUGCCAGCAGGAUUGAGGAGUGAGUGUGAAUGUUGGCUUCUGCUUGAGUUUUCUGCACUAAAAUAUUCAUUCCCCAAUUUCCACCAUACAUCCUAGUGCACCAUCUCAAAGCAUGAGAUAGAAAUGCUCAUGGGCAAUUGGAAAGAAGUGUUGUGUCCUUUGUCCUGCUGUGCAGCUGUGGCUUCUUUCUUCGCUGUAGCCUGAGCUUUGCGCAUGCUGUGGUUAUGGAGCACGUGCUCUCUGUGGCCGUCACAUAGGAAUGCUUUUGUCUCCUUGCAGGCUGUAAGGUUUUUAUAAUGGACAAGAGCUCUUGAGGAAGCCACUGACUUAACUCAGUGUAUUCUGUGAUUCACUUAAAAUGUAGAAAGAGCACUCCAAAAAAACGCAGUUUAGAGAAUAAAAAAGAAGGGGUCAGGCUAAGCUAAAUGUAUGGGUCUGUGUUGUGUCAAAUGCAGCUUCUGCUGAGUGGCAGUAAUUCUGCAAAGAAAGCACCCCACACAACUGCAGCAUGCACAUUUGUUUCUACUGCUACAUUUCUAUGAUGCUAGAAUAUGAAACAAGGGCAGUAUUUCAAAGCAGUUAUAUAUAGUUCCACACACCACACUUGAGCUGUAAGAUAUAUUGACAAAAGCAGUCAAGAGCUGCUGUCAGUGUGUAAUUUCACCAGAUUCUGCUGCCUGUGUUUCUGCUGCAUCAGUUUAAAAUAGAAACCUCUCUUUAUCCAGUUGCCUGUACAAUGUGAGCCCCUAACUAUCAGUUUUGCCUUCCUUUGUGAUAGCAACUGCUGGUAAGAUUGUGUCAUUCCCACAGGGCCUCAUGCAGUGGUCCAAAAGCUUAGUUAGUUUGGGUUAUCCUGGACUUAGUCCAAAAGUAGAAAGUCAAAUUUAAAAACAAUGUUACUGCUUCAGCAUCACUUAGAGUUGGUUUUUUUUUUUGUUUUUUUUU